AUGAAAGUGGACGCAGCGCGGUGGGAGAGCAUGCAGUUUCUGGCUUUGGGCAGCACUCAGGUGGAGGCUGGGAAAUCAAGGAGGGAUUGGGGGCAUCCCCGGGGAACGUGGCGCCGCCGCGCGAGGGAAGGGCGGUCCGGGGACGUGGGAGGUAGCCCCCAGAGCAGGCCGGAGCUCGCCGCCCGAGCGGGGGUCCAGGACCCAGAGGGAAGAGGGCGCAGUGAGGCGCGAGCAGGAGGCCGCCGGUCUACGGCGAGCCGGGGGAGGGGAGCAAGCGCCUGGGGCUGCCGCGGGGACCGGAGGGAGGGGGAGGGGCGCCUACCUGGACGUGCAGGGCGGCAGCGGUCAGUCCCGGUGGAGACUCCUCUCUCGCUGAGGCGGCGGCCGUGUCGGCCCUGGGAGCUCGAGGCUGCGGUGGGUGGCAGCAGGGGUGAUGGCGGCAAGUCCCUGUGGCGGCCGCCUCCGCCGAACCGCAUCCCUCCUCCCCGACCCGCCCUCCUUCCCUAUCUCCCGCUCCUAAACUUCUUCCCCGGGAUAAACAAACCCGCCGCCAGGGGCGGCCACCUCCGCCGCUCCCGCCCCCGCGCAGACCCCACCCCCCCGCCGCGGGCCCGUCUGGGCUCCGGCUUCCGAGUUACGACUCCAGCCCCGGCCCCAGCCCGCGAGGGCGCGUGCGCGCGGCGGCGGCGGCUCCCGGGCCGUUGCUCCCUCCUCCAGCGCCGGGCACUUCCGGGCGGGUUCCGAUUUGCCGCCGUGCUUGGGGAGCCGCUGCCGCCGCCGCCUGGCACUGGGCUCCCGGCUGGGCAGGCUCUGCAGCCCGCACCGCUCUGGCUAGGCGCACGGAGGCGCCUUGCUUAGCUUGACCCCUAUUUGGCCAGCGUAAAACUUGUCCUGCCUAAAAGCCUGCUGAGACCUCCUAACUGGUCUAAUCCGCGGGAGACGCCAAAGGCGGCGGCCGUUUGUGCGCACAGGAUUUUUCUUGGAGCUGUAGCAGUCUAGGAAGCCAGGGUGGAACUUUUGCUAAGCUCCCGUUGUGAGCCCAGAGCUGUAAUAACUGCUGAGACACAACCAGCAGUAUACAGGCUCCAGUUGGAAAUCGAGAACUUUCCAGGGCUGUCACCCAGGCUGGAGUGCAGUGGUGCCAUCACAGCUCACUGCAGCCUCGACCUCCUAGGCUAAAGUGAUCCUCCCAACUCAGCCUCCCAAGUAGCUGGGAUUACAGGAAUGUGCCACGCCCAGGUCCAUCCAGCUGAAGUCAAAAAUGCACCUCUCAGGCUGCCCCCAGUGACUCCAGUUUCCUAGCAGAGCCUAACCAGGCUCAUAGGUGGAAGAGACUUGCCUUAUCUCAGAUGAGACUUUGGACUUGGACUUUUGGGUUAGUGCUGGAAUGAAGCUUCUGGACAGCAAAAGAACCCAUCAUCAGAGUGAACAGGCAAACUACAGAAUGGGGGAAAAAUUUUGCAAUCUAUCCAUCUGAAAAAGGGCUAAUAUCCAGAAUCUACAAGAAAUUUAAACAAAUAUACAAGAAAAAAACAACCCCAUCAAAAAGUGAGCAAAGGAUAUGAACAGACACUUCUCAAAAGAAGACAUUUUUGGGAGGCCAAGGCAGGAGGAUCACCGGAGGUGAAGAGUUUGAGACAAGCCUGGCCAAUAUGGAGAAACCCCAUCUUACUAAAAAUACAAAAAUUAGCUGGGCGUGCUGGUGGGCACUUGUAAUCCCAGCUACUUGCGAGGCUGAGGCAGGAAAAUUGCUUGAACCCCAGAGGCGGAGGUUGUAGUGGGCCAAGAUUGUGCCACUGCACUCCAGCUUGGGUGACAAGAGCAAAACUCUGUCUCAAAAAAAAAAAAAAUACACCUGUAAUCUCAGGACUUUGGGAGGCUGAGGCGGGCGGAUCAUGAGGUCAGGAGAUCGAGACCAUCCUGGCUAACAUGGUGAAACCCCAUCUCUACUAAAAACACAAAAAAUUAGCUGGGCAUGGUGGCAGGCGCCUGUGGUCCCAGCUACUUGCGAGGCUGAGGCAGGAGAAUGGCGUGAACCUGGGAGGCAGAGCUUGCAGUGAGCUGAGAUCGUGCCACUGCACCCCAGCCUGGGCGAUAGAGUGAGACUCUGUCUCAAAAAAAGAGAAAAAAAGAAGACAUUUAUGUGACCAACAAACAUGUGAAAAAAACUCAUCAUCACUGGUCAUUAGAUGAAUCAAAACCACAAUGAGUUACCAUCUCAUGCCAGUUGGAAUGGCGAACAUUAAAAAGUCAGGAAAUAACAGAUGCUGGAGAGGAUGUGGAGAAAUAGGAAUGCUUUUACACUGUUGUUGGGACUGUAAACUAGUUCAACCAUUGUGGAAGACAGUGUGGCAAUUCCCCAGGGAUCUAGAAUCAGUAAUACCAUUUGACCCAGCAAUCUCAUUACUGGAUAUAUACUCAAAGGAUUGUAAAUCAUUCUGCUAUAAAGACACAUGCAUAUGUAUGUUUAUUGCAGCACUGUUCACAAAAGCAAAGACUUGGAACCAACCCAAAUGCCCAUCAAUGAUAGACUGGAUUAAGAAAAUGUGGCACAUAUACACCAUAGAGUAAUAUGCAGCUAUAGAAAGGAUGAGUUCAUGUCCUUUGCAGGGAUAUGGAUGAAGCUGAAAACCAUCAUUCUCAGCAAACUUAUGCAGGAACAGAAAACCAAACACUGCAUGUUCUCACUUGUAAGUGGGAGUUGAACAAUGAGAACACACGGACACAGGGAGGGGAACAUCACACACUGGGGCCUGAUGGGGAAUGGGAGUUAGGGGAGGGAUAGCAUCAGGAGAAAUACCUAAUGUAGAUGACAGGUUGAUGGGUGCAGCAAACCACCAUGGCAUGUGUAGACCGAUGUAACAAACCUGCACGUUCUGCACAUGUAUCCCAGAACUUAAAGUAUUAAAAAAAAAAAAAGACUUUGGGGGACUAUUGGGAAGGCAUGAUUGGUGUUGAAAUGUAAAAGAGACAUGAGGUUUUGGAGGGGCCUGGGGCAGAAUGAUAUGGUUAGGUUUUGUGCCCCCACCCAAAUCUCAUCUUGAAUUGUAAUCCCCAUAAUCCCUACCUGUCAAGGGAGAGACCAGGUGGAGAUAAUUUAAUCAUGGGGUCAGUUCCCCCAUGCUGACCUCAUGAUAGUGAAUUCUUAGGAGAUGUGAUGGUUUUAUAUAGGGCUCUUCCCUCCUCACUCAGCACUUCUCCUUCCUGCCACCUUGUGAUGAAGGUGCUUUGCUUCCCCGUCACCUGCCAUGAUUGUAAGUUUCGUGAGGUCUCUGCAGUCAUGCUGAACUGUGAGUCAAUUAAACCUUUUUCCUUUAUAAAUUA
Symphalangus syndactylus (siamang) is the source of this 3324-nucleotide messenger RNA. RefSeq lists its product as uncharacterized. NCBI's taxonomy places the organism in Eukaryota, Metazoa, Chordata, Mammalia, Primates, Hylobatidae. The record is from RefSeq and is a predicted model, not a curated record.